This is a messenger RNA of Annulohypoxylon maeteangense, 1573 nucleotides long. RefSeq lists its product as uncharacterized. Lineage: Eukaryota; Fungi; Ascomycota; Sordariomycetes; Xylariales; Hypoxylaceae. The coding region runs from base 241 to 1404 and encodes 387 amino acids. The record is from RefSeq and is a predicted model, not a curated record. The transcript has 6 exons.
CAAUAAAAGCACUUAACGACGUAACCUUGUUUUCCAAGUACUUAGUAUCCCUAGAUGUCUCUUCAAGAGCCUGCUUGCGGCUUACUUGAUAUGAAGGCUCACCACCGAGCAAUUGCUAUGUGUGUAUGAUGAGAUAUCAUUCUCUAUUUAACUAUGUCUUCUAUCACUCAUUUCGUGAUAGAGUAUCUCGUUAAGUGAUAUCCUCAUCUCCCUUUUUACCUCUGAAUAACUCCCGCAAUCAUGGCAACAGAACAUGCUCCUUUCAGACCUGAAAAGGAUGCCGCUUUCUAUGGGGAAAGAGGACCAACCGUAAUUACCGUCGUAUCCCUCUUCAUCGGACUUACUACCGUUGCAGUUUUGCUCCGUUUCGCUUCAAGAUUCAGCCGCCGGGUGAGAUUCGGCGCCGAUGAUUGGUUUUCCGUCGCCGCUUUAAUAAUCGAUAUCGGCUUCUCUGCCACCGUAAUUCUUUCCGUCCGUCGUGGCAUGGGGAUACAUGACUGGGCCGUUGACGAUAGUACCUCGUGGAGAAUUGUUAAGAUGGAAUAUAUUAGUUCCCUCAUCAAUCCGAUUGCUUGCGUUCUCGUCAAAGUAACGCUCAUUCUUUUCUACCGACGGGUAUUCACGAUGAACUACAAGUGGUUUAAGUACGCGUGGUAUAGUUUGUUCUGCUCUAUCAUCGCACAUGCUACAGCGGCCUUCAUCGGCUCUGUGUUCCAAUGCAUACCGCCAUCGUAUAGCUGGGAACGGGUUCGCUUGAAUCACUCAGCCCAAGGAUUCUGCGGAGUCAACAACGACGCUCUCGCCAUGGCUUCAAACAUCAUGGUCAUAGUAAUAGAAGUUGGUCUAUUUAUAUUGCCGAUCACCAUGCUUUCGCGGUUACAACUUAAGUGUUCGCAAAAGAUUGGCCUUAUGCUCAUAUUCGGAACGGGAGUCCUUGCUAUCGCUGCCGAGUGUGUGCAGUUACGAUAUCAGAUACUUGGGAGCCAAUCGGGUGUGGAUGGAAAUUGGAUAAUUGCUGAUAUCUACUUAUGGGCGGUCAUCGAAAAUUCCAUUGGCUUGAUAUGUGCAUGCUUGCCAAUUAUCGGACCGCUCAUCGUAACGAUCAAGGACGCCAUACUCUUGUACACGACAGGAUCAUCACCAUUGGGGAAUGCAGAGUCAUCAUUGGGUGUUUCGCCCGGCCAGUCAAACUCUCGGUGUUAUUCUGCUAUCGCGGGCGCCACGGAUAGGGAAGCUUUCGAGGCAAGCAUGCAGAUGAUGAGUUUAGAACAGGCUUUAAGUCAAAGUCAGCAAGGUAUCUUGAGGACGGAAUAUAAUUUGGGCACAUGCCCCAGAACUGGCGAGAUUUCACUUCAGAAUCACCACGACCCGAAGAAGCCGGCGGGUUAUGUGUCGAUAGUUUGAUGAGGGCCGGACAAUGGUGGAUAGCAUAUUAAUUAUAGGGAAACUCGACGGAAGGGGUGGGAAAUUGUACAAUAGACUAGAAAAUAUCUAUAGACAUUCCACAACUAUCGCUAUGUAACAAUUCUCAUUAUAGAGCAGGGAGUUUCAUAUUGCUUGUCGUAGCUACAAC